Callorhinchus milii (elephant shark) is the source of this 7371-nucleotide messenger RNA. RefSeq names its product sema domain, seven thrombospondin repeats (type 1 and type 1-like), transmembrane domain (TM) and short cytoplasmic domain, (semaphorin) 5A (gene sema5a). NCBI's taxonomy places the organism in Eukaryota, Metazoa, Chordata, Chondrichthyes, Chimaeriformes, Callorhinchidae. Gene Ontology annotation, biological process: axon extension; semaphorin-plexin signaling pathway; neural crest cell migration. The record is from RefSeq and is a predicted model, not a curated record. Gene Ontology annotation, molecular function: semaphorin receptor binding; chemorepellent activity. The transcript has 22 exons. The coding region runs from base 195 to 3446 and encodes 1083 amino acids.
AGAGAGAGAGAGGAGCGGAGGCUCACACAGCGCAACUGCUGCAAACUCUGCGCUAACUUUUUCCCUCUGCAGGUCGGGCUCUCGCCGCCGUCCUCAUAGAUGCUGUUGGAUAACUGGACAGUUCGCCGGAUCUUCUCAGAUGAACACAUUACAAGUGUAAGGCCAACGGGGAAGUAAUUGUUGCUGAGGAUCCCAUGGCUCCUGCAAAGAGCAGCUGGUUUCAAGGAUUUCUGGCGGGAGUUCAGGGGCUCCUUGUGUUGGUCGGAAGAACUGGGUGCAGAGGAUUGUCUGUGUCACCAGAGGACCUGCAGUGUCAGCAGGUGGAGCAUCCAGUCGUAACUCACAGAGAUAUUGCACCUUGGCUGCACAAAUUUAAAGCUACUGAUGUAUUCGACUAUUCUCAAAUGACUUUUGACCCCGGCCAAAAAGAGCUCAUCGUUGGAGCAAGAAACCACCUCUUCAGGCUAAGGCUGGAGGACUUGUCAUUGAUCCAGGGGGUGGAAUGGCACUCAGACAAGGCAACUAAAAGAGGUUGUUUCAGCAAAGGCAAAACCGAGGAGGAGUGUCAGAAUUACAUCCGGGUCCUUCUUGUCAUUGGGAACAUGAUCUUCACCUGUGGAACCAAUGCCUUUACUCCCGUUUGCACCAAUCGGACGUUGAGUAACCUGACAGAAGUCCACGAUCGGAUAAGUGGAAUGGCUCGCUGCCCUUACAAUCCACAGCACAAUUCCACUGCGCUCAUCACGUCAACCGGCGAGCUCUUCGCUGCCACAGCCAUGGACUUCCCAGGACGAGACCCUGCCAUCUACCGCAGCCUGGGUGGGCUCCCUCCUCUUCGCACUGCCCAGUACAACUCAAAGUGGCUGAAUGAGCCAAAUUUUGUGUCUUCUUACAACAUUGGAAACUUCACCUAUUUCUUCUUCCGUGAGAAUGCGGUGGAACAUGAUUGCGGGAAGACCAUUUUCUCCAGGGUGGCCAGAGUAUGUAAUAACGACAUCGGAGGGAGGUUCCUCCUAGAGGACACCUGGACAACUUUCAUGAAAGCCCGGUUGAACUGUUCCCGACCCGGAGAGAUUCCUUUUUAUUACAAUGAACUGCAAAGCACAUUCUUUCUUCCCGAACAAGACAUGCUGUACGGCAUCUUCACCACUAAUGUGAACAGCAUAGCAGCCUCAGCUGUCUGUAUGUUUAAUCUGAGUGCCAUUACCCAGGUCUUUGGUGGACCCUUCAAAGUCCAGGAGAAUUCCCGUUCGGCAUGGCUGCCUUUUCCAAAUCCUAAUUCAAACUUUCAGUGUGGCACCAUUGAUUAUGGACCUUACGUGAAUCUGACGGAGCGGAACCUCCAGGAUGCUCAGAAGUUUAUCCUAAUGCACGAGGUGGUGCAGCCCAUAUUUCCUGUCCCAUACUUCAUGGAGGACAAUAGCAGGUUUUCCCACAUAGUGGUGGACGUUGUGCAGGGAAAAGACACGCUCUUCCACAUCAUAUACUUGGCAACAGACUACGGGACCAUUAAGAAAGUCCUUGCGCCAGUGAAUGAGAGUGUGAGCAGCUGUCUGCUGGAGGAAAUCGAACUCUUCCCAAGUGAUCAGAGAGAACCUAUCAAGAACCUCCAGAUACUGCACAGCCACAGUAUUUUGUUUGUUGGCCUCCGAGAUCACGUGUUAAAAAUCCCCCUGAAACGCUGCACCUUUUACAAAAGUCGCAGUUCAUGCGUGGGAGCUCGGGACCCCUACUGUGGCUGGGAUUUGGUUUUAAAGAAAUGCACAACACUGGAGGAGAGUAUGAGCAUGACCCAGUGGGAGCAGAACAUUAGUGUGUGCCCUACCAGAAACAUGACAAUGGAUGGUCAUUUUGGACCGUGGUCAAUGUGGAAGUCCUGCAGCCACACUGACGGUGGUGCCAUUGGUUUGUGCACCUGCAGAACUCGGUUGUGUGAUAGCCCAGGACCACAGUGUGGAGGUCAGCAAUGUGUGGGAGUCAGCAUGGAAGUUGCUAACUGCUCUAGGAAUGGAGGUUGGACACCUUGGACACUAUGGUCUCCCUGUAGCACAAGUUGUGGAAUAGGAUUUCAAGUCCGACAACGUUCUUGCAGUAACCCGACGCCUCGGCACGGUGGACGGGUCUGUGUGGGACAGAAUCGCGAAGAGAGGUAUUGCAAUGAGCAUCUGCAAUGUCCCGCUCAUACGUUCUGGUCUCCUUGGGGUUCAUGGGAACGUUGCACAUCGCAGUGUGGGGGAGGUGUUCAGGCGAGGCGCCGAACCUGCCGGAAUGGGAAAGACUGCCCAGGCUGCAACACGGAAUACCAGCUUUGUAACACAAACUCAUGCCCUGAGCUGAAGAAGACCACUCCAUGGACUCCAUGGACACCUGUUAACAUCUCAGAUAAUGGAGGUCAUUAUGAGCAAAGGUUCAGGUACACAUGCAAAGCACGCUUGGAAGACCCAAACUUGCUGGAUGUUGGUCGGCAAAGGAUAGAGAUGCGUUAUUGCUCAAGCGAUGGAUCUACUGGCUGUUCUACAGGAGGGCUCUCUGGGAACAUCUUACGAUCUGGUAGGUUUAACUCUCGCACAGUGGAUGGUGCCUGGUCGGCCUGGCUGCCGUGGACACAGUGCAGCAGAGACUGUAGCAAAGGGAUUCGAAGUCGCAAACGCAUGUGCAACAAUCCUGAGCCAAAGAGCGGAGGAUUUCCCUGCCUGGGACCAUCAUUGGAAUAUCAGGAGUGUAACACUUUGCCUUGCCCAGUGGAUGGCAUCUGGUCCUGUUGGUCUUCCUGGUCCAAGUGCUCUGUGACCUGUGGAGGUGGCCAUUACAUGCGCACACGUUCCUGCAGCAACCCUGCACCAGCCUACGGGGGGGAUAUCUGUUUGGGACUGCACACCGAGGAAGCACUCUGCAACACACAGGCCUGUCCAGAUAGCUGGUCGGAGUGGUCAGAGUGGUCAGCCUGUGAGGAUUCAGGCUCACAGCACCGCACACGUCACUGUAACAUUUUAUUUCCUGUGGGAAACCAGUGCUCUGAAAAUAGUAGCGAGAGUCAACCCUGUGACUAUGACUCCAAUUUAAUUCCUGAAAUCUCCGUAGCCCAGUCGAGCUCAGGAGAGAGAAGAUGUGGUGAGUUCAACAUGUUCCAUAUGAUUGCUGUAGGAUUGAGUUGCUCAAUCCUGGGCUGUCUCCUGACACUGCUUGUGUAUACUUACUGCCAACGAUAUCAACGUCAGUCCCAUGAAGCCACUGUAAUCCACCCAAUUUCAGCAGUUCCUCUCAAUACCAGCAUCACAAACCACGUCAACAAGCUGGAUAAAUUUGAUUCUGUGGAAGCCAUUAAGGCUUUCAACAAAAACAACUUGAUCCUUGAAGAACGAAAUAAAUACUUUAACCCACAUCUUCAUGCAAAGUCUUUUUCCAACACCUACUUCACAGACCUAAAUACAUAUGAUGACUAUUAGUGUGGUUGGUCCCUGAAGACUGGUUAGUUUACUCGCUAAAGGUUCUCCAUAAACAUUUAGACCUCUUUCAAGUCUGGAAUGGAGGUGAACACUGCACUGAUUUGAACAGACUUCCAUUACUGCCUUUCUCCCAUCUACAGUAUAACCUCUAUGACAAAACUAAAGGCCUGAAGCUGAAUUCCAGUCGUUGUGACCUGCUGUGACAGAGUUGAGGGUCGUUUUCCUUCUAUUAAAGUGAACAAACUCAUACAACGCCUAAAGGAAGAACAGUGCCUGUGGACAUAAGAUGAACAUUAUUGAAUUCCAUGUGCUUGUACUUUUGCAAUUUAUCUGAAACAAAGCUUUUACUGUAUAAUACUCUAUGAUUAUGAUUCUAGAGAUGCAAGCAUCUACAAAGUGGAACACAAAAAUAAUUGGGACAGUAUUGAGAAGCAAAUUGUUAUUAGCAAAAAGCAGCAAGCCGAGUUUCUAUGAUGUUCCCAAGAGGCUGCUGCACCUUCGACUGCAUGAAGUUAGGAAUGUCCAGUUGCAUUGACUGUUGCCCAAAUCAUGCCAUUCCAAAGAGUCUGCCAGAUGCAGCUUAUGGAUCAAAGUGUCUAUUCAGUUGCACUGUUUCCACGUUAGUCAGAAAGUGGACCUUUAAACACCUGUGCUGCUGCUUUGUUAAAGUGUUCCCUGAUGUCUGUUUGCAUAGUUAUUGAUCAGUUCCAAUUUAGUGCUUUGAAUCAGACAAUCAUGAAAAUGUUUUCAGUGAGAAAACAUACAAACUUCUGUAAAUAACCGACUGAAUAUAUGAGUAGCAGAUGGCUAACUGAGUACAUAUAGUUUAAUAAGAAAUUUAAUUGAUCUCCUGUUGACAGCAUUAAUAAUUGUGUUAGGAAACAAAUACGGCUUUUAUGCAGAGCCCAUCUGUUGUAAAUACCUGCAGCUUCUGCUGGACAUAGACUAAUCACUUAUCCUAUUCCUGCCUUGUGUGUGCAUCUGCCUUGCACUUCUGUUGUUAGUUACAGAUUCAGAUGGAUUCUCAUGACCAAUCUUCUAGAUGUGAUAUAAUGCGGUAGAUACAGUCAUUUUCUGUGUGAUUGUUGAGUUUUAUAGGGCUACCAACACAUCUAUGUCAGACUGAGAGUGUUGUACUGUUACAUUAUACAAGUAUUCAGUAUUAUGCCAAAUGUCUAACAGUACAGCUAACAAUGAAUUCAAUUAACCUAAAGGGAUUUUUGUCUUUAACAAUUUCAUAGUAUUGUAUCAAACAUAAAAGCAUACAUGGUGCAUUUGUUUAUUUAUGAGUGCAAUAAUAGAUGACUUUGCUAUAGUUUGAAUGGGUGAAAGUCAGCUUGUUGAUUUGAUGCAAAGGGGGUUAUAUAGAUCAGCUGAGGAGUGGAAAGAGUGAUUAGUUACUGGAGAAUUUUUCUAGUGUUAGAGAAAACGGUACUUUUUUAAAAAAAAACAGAAUGUCACACAACUGAGCAAAAAUGAAAUGUAAGUCAAUGGGAGUCAUUUCCAGGGUACAUUUUCAAGCAAACAGAAAUUUGUUAUCUUCAGUUGUUUGGGGGAAACAGUUCCCAUGUAUCACUGGACUUUCCAACAGCGAAUAGUAUAUUCCUUAACAAGAAACUUCAGGCUGUAAUUUCUUCAGUGUAAUGCUUUCUUACAUCAAUUGAUUGUUUCAGAAUGACUCUGGUUAUACACUUUAGGAGCAAGCUGAGUUUUACCUAUGAAGACUAAUGUUGGAGAGAGAGUUGUAAUUUGUUUGGGACGUCAAUGAACAUACAAACAGAUAAAUUGAUGAGGAAGUAUCAUUUUUAAAUUCAUUGUAAUUGUCAUUUUAAAAUGUCGAUAUCGUGCUGUUUGAAUUAAAAUGGCUUCCUCUUUGCCAUUUGCUCUAGACAUCUUUUCUUAAUCUUCAAAGAAGUGGUAGGAGCCCUUAGCAAGUCAACCAGUACAAAUGUGAGGCUCCAGGAGGUCUUAGAUUCUAUAUAUGUGUUGAGUCAGCCCCAAUAGAUAAUCUCUGAUGAAUUCAAAUCACUGUCAUUGUUCUUUGCUGACAUUUUUUGAGAGGCCUUGCUAGAUGCAAAAUAGCUGCCUGAUGCAGCUGUAGCUCAAGAAAGCUUUGUAGAAUGACAAGAUGCUAAAUUAAGUUAGCCCUACACAUGCGCAAUUGUGUGUGUCACAUGGAAAAUUCUGAAGGCAUUUCUUUGGUGCUCAUUCUGACACAAUGCUGCAUCAGUAAUCUGGAUAUUAUUAUAUAUUUGAUGUUUUUAAUGCUAUAACAUUUUAGACUUUAGAUGAUGUGUUGGUUAAUCACAUAAGAGGACAGCUGCUUUUGCAAAUGGCUGUGUACUGACCAGUUUCCAAGUAGCUCUUUAAUCUAUUUGGCUCUAGAAUAAGUAAAACUGCAACUUGGAUUAAGUAACUAAUGCAGUCUUUAUUCUAUUCAACCUUCUUGCUCUGAUUGUUUGUAUAUGUGGGCAGUGACAACCAAUAUUCAGAUCAUUUCAUGCUCCCACUAAUCGCUAAAUUUACACAUUGCUUGUUUGCUGCUUUUGUUUUUUCUCAGACAUUUUUCCUACGAGCAAUUAUCCACUAACACACUGCCAUUGUCUGCCCAAGUUUACAUCCACAGGAGAUUCCAACUGUCCAUGUGGGGAAAGGUUUACAACACAACUGCUUCUGUUUUUUAUAGUUUGUUUUUUGAAACUGGUGGACCGAAGUUAACGUUUUUUGAGUAAAGAUCAAUAGAUUUUAGUUUGCAUGGGUAAGGCAAGCACAGCAGAAUACUACACUCUGGUGAUUCCUUCAUUGAGAAUGGUUUCUAACAGGGAGUGCAACCACUCACAUUUCCAGCACACAAUUCUAAAUCGCUUUCCUGGCCAUCAUAGAAAAAGUUAAUGUGUCGUUGCAAAUUGCGUAUUUUUAAAAAUAAUUACCAUCACCCAUCUUCGUGAUAUCCACCUCUCCGAUUUUGUAUUCUUCAUUUGGAGAACUGCUUGUCAAAUGCAGAAGUGAUCGCCGUUUAUUCAGACUGAUAUAGAGGCUCUAGAUAGAGUUGAAGGGAAAUUAUUUGAGCAGAAACAAUAAAAGGAAUUUUAUGAGCUGGUGUGGUAUGUUUUGUUUAGAUGUAGUGUGUCAAUAUAAAAACUCCAUUGAAAAGAUUAGAUUUCAAAAGUGUUGAUAGGUUUCUGUGGGCAGCUCCAGAAGUGAGCACUUCAUUAAGGGGAUCCAUGUGGAAAGCAGAGUUUGAAUUAAAUUCCUCCUGAGUGGAGCUGUUAUUUUGCUAUCUUGGCUAUGGAUGAUGGAUAAGAACUAUAAUAAUCCUUGCAUUUGAUAUUGCGCCCUAUCACGUCCUCGAGAUGUCUCAAAACGCUUCACAGAAUGCACUGUGAAGUGAAUUGACUGUGUAUUUUGUGGGCGAAUUCUUUGGAUGUGGCAUCAUCUGGGUGAAGAGAAUAAACUCUGGUGUGACCUUGCUUUGCCGAUAUUCAGCCCCUACUGUUGAUCACAGGGCGGCCAGACUUUCUCACUCCCCCUGAAGGAGGAAAGGACAAUGGGUGGUGGCAGCAGUGAGGAUACAAGAAACAGUGUGGGAAAGGAAUUGGAUAAACUCAUGAGUACGUUUGUAUUCUAGUAAAAGGUGACUUUGAGAUGACUCUCGGCCUUUCCUUCUCCUCAAGCAAAUACCACUAGAGCUAACUAAAGAUUUAUGCUUCUGGGGCCAUCUGAAAUCUUUUGCUGGAAAAUGGCAAAUGUUCUGCCCGUUAAGUGUGAUGCUUACCUGUGUGUGAUGUAAUGUAUCUGCAGUAUAUUUCAGCGCAGCCUGAUAUUGUAAAAUAUUGUGUUAUAUUUUUGUACUUUAGCUCCAUGUAAAUAAUUUGUUUCUUCAACAAAAAAAAGAGUAUGUGAUCAUCAGAAAUAAUAAAAAAAA